This is a messenger RNA of Angiostrongylus costaricensis, 1908 nucleotides long. NCBI's taxonomy places the organism in Eukaryota, Metazoa, Nematoda, Chromadorea, Rhabditida, Metastrongylidae. The record is from the annotation of a GenBank genome assembly.
AUGUUCGGUUGGAUUCACGAGAGUUUCCGUCAACUGGUGAAUAGAAAGUAUGGCAAAGAGAUUUGGUUAAAAAUCGUGGAGUUGGCUAAGUUCGAAGAAGGGACUGAAAGCGAAAUCUCUCACUACUACACCGACGAAGAGACUAUGAGACUAGUGAAUUCCAUGGCAAACAUUAUCGGUAUUCCUGUGGAAGAGCUUUGGGAAGCUUAUGGUGGUUUUCUUAUUCAGUUCACCAUGGAAACCGGAUGGGACGAGCUAUUACGUGCCAUGGCAAGUGAUUUGGAGGUGAGAAUGGAGGCAGAUAUGAAAUUAAGUAAUCAGCUAGCGUGCUAUGAGUUGGUUAAGGAUGGUGUGGUACGUGAAGUUUCCCGUCGAAUCUACGAUACCGAAGUGAUCAUGAAGGUACAGGAAAGGAAACAAGAACAUCUAGACGCCUUUGUGACUGAGCAUGUUGUGUUUACGAUUAGCCAAGUCGAGAGUGGAUUACGUCGCUCGUCGAAGGCUAUCUCGACCAGGGUUGAGAUGCUGGAAUCGCAUCCUGGCGAUUUCGAAAUAAGCGCGGAGGAUUUUGUCAUUGCUUUUCCUUAUCAUAUCUGCUUUGAUAAGCAGUUAGUCAUCGAACACGUCGGGCAGUAUAUUCGAAAGACUUAUCCAAUGGUCGGUCAACAGGAGACCAAAGUUACUGAUAUUCUCGAACUUGUACAUCCUGAGGGAGAACCGCACCAUCCGCCCGCUAAGGGCACUCUGCGCAAAAGCGGUGUUGGUCUUCCCAACGGUGCCAUGGUUCUCAUUGACGGUGGCAAUUAUAUCCUUUACGUUUCCUCGGUGAACGUGGCAACAAUUCGGGAGUUAAUCGAAAGGAAUCUUCACAUAAGUGAUAUGCAACGUCAUGACGGCACCAGAGAUCUUAUCAUGCUCAAUCAGUGCCGAAUGAGUCAAGUUGAACUCAAUCGCAAAUUGGAGGAAACUACAAAAACUUUAAAAAAGAUGGCGAACGAGUUGGAGAUUGAGAAACAGAAAACUGAUGAACUCCUGUGCGAACUGAUGCCAGCUUCCAUCGCUGACGCUUUGCGACAAGGAAAAACUGUAGAAGCAAGUGAAUUUUCCGACUGUACUUUACUUUUCACGGACAUCGUAACUUUUACGAAUAUUUGUGCUCAAUGCACUCCAUACGACGUGGUCACGCUACUCAACGACUUGUAUUUACGAUUCGAUCGACUAAUAGGACUACACGAAGUGUACAAGGUGGAAACGAUCGGCGAUGCAUAUAUGGUAGUUGGAGGUGUGCCAGAUCCAUGUGAUAAUCACUCAGAGAGAGUGCUAGACGUCUCCAUUGGAUUGCUGAUGGAAUCUAAAUUGGUGCUGUCCCCAAUUUCUUGCAAGCCAAUAAAAAUUCGUCUAGGAGUGCAUUCCGGACCAGUUGUUGCAGGAGUUGUUGGAAUGAAAAUGCCACGUUAUUGCUUGUUCGGAGAUUCUGUGAAUGUGGCGAACAAAAUGGAGGCAUGUGGUGUGCCAGUGAAGAUCCACGUCUCCGAAUCCGCAAGAGUUAAUGCCCUGCGAACAAAUCCGAGCUUCAUUUUCGUAGAUAGGGGAAUGACAGAGAUUAAGGGUAAAGGAUUAAUGUACACGUAUUUUUUGGAGAAGAACGAAAGGAAAAGUGUCUGGGAACUGUGCGCUCGACCUCGGUCUGGUGACCAAACAAUUGACGGAUAUUUGGAACUACAUGAUGCAUCCAUCUACGAAGAUGGCCUUGGGAAUGCAACAAAUGGUAGAGACAGUGGAAAGGUGAGUUGCAUUCAUUUAUACUUCACUCAUAUUUUUAAAGAGCACCUAUUUUCGUUUUUGAAGGGAAACAAAACGAAUCCACGCAACCAUCAUGUUCACUCUCCUACUUGUACCGUAGUAUGA